Messenger RNA from Camellia sinensis, 782 nucleotides. Lineage: Eukaryota; Viridiplantae; Streptophyta; Magnoliopsida; Ericales; Theaceae. The record is from RefSeq and is a predicted model, not a curated record.
AGCUCAUAAAUUCUAGUCCUUUAACCAAAACAACACACCAUAUAGCUACUUCAAUUACAUUUGCAAACGAAGAAGCUAAGCUUGACAAAACCCAAAUGGCUUCUUCUUCUUCUUCUCUGAUUAGUUACACUUUCACUCUCUUCUUCAACUUAGCUCUAUUCCUCCUCCUCCUCCUCUCAACCUUAAGCAAGACCAGUACCCAAGGAAGUUUCUCUGAGGAGGUCUCGGAAGCCAUAGCUUUGAAGCGAAUGGAGAAGACAACCCACCUCCAUUUCUACUUCCACGACAUCGUUAGUGGGAAGAACCCAACAGCAGUGAAAAUUGCAGGAGCGGAAGAUGGAUCGGUGAUGGGAUUUGGGACAACUUUCAUGAUGAAUGAUCCGCUGACGGAAGGGCCAGAGAGCAACUCAAAGCUAGUGGGAAGAGCUCAAGGGAUGUAUGCAUUGGCGUCAGAGAAGAACAUACCAGAAUUGCUGAUGGUGGUGUAUUAUGAAUUCGAACAAGGGAUUUACAAUGGGAGUAGCAUAAGCAUCCUUGGGAGGAACCCAGUGUACAAUGAUGUGAGGGAGAUGCCGAUUGUUGGAGGGAGUGGGGUUUUCAGGUUUGCUCGUGGUUACGCAUUGGCACACACCAUUUGGCUCGAUGCAAAGACUGGAGAUGCCACUGUUGAAUACAAUGUUUAUGUUAUUCACUCUUAGAUGAUACUAUUAUUCACUCUUAGAUGAUACUAUUAGGCUGUGUUUGAUUAAGGGAUUUGGAAAGGAAAAUGAAAAUGAAAAAGA